This is a messenger RNA of Protobothrops mucrosquamatus (brown spotted pit viper), 9285 nucleotides long. RefSeq names its product abnormal spindle microtubule assembly (gene ASPM). Gene Ontology annotation, molecular function: protein binding. Lineage: Eukaryota; Metazoa; Chordata; Lepidosauria; Squamata; Viperidae. The transcript has 24 exons. The record is from RefSeq and is a predicted model, not a curated record. The coding region runs from base 1 to 8673 and encodes 2890 amino acids.
AUGGCGGAAAGAAGGCAGGGCAUGGGGCCAGCCGGGCUUCAGGAACCGGAGCGGAGCAGUCGCUGGGCUGCUUCACCAGGCUGCGAGGAUGGAAACGACGCCGUGUUGUCACUCAGCCACUUCUCCCGGCCGCCCUUCCUCAGUUUCGGCUCGGUCCGCGUCGGUACUUCCUGCGUUCGCCGUCUGGCCGUAGAGAAUCCCAAUGCGGAGCCUGUCCACGGGGCCGUCGACCGCCCGCCGCCCGCCUCCAAAGGCUUCUCGGUGGAGCAGGACAGUUUCCUCCUUCAGCCUGGAGAGAGGAUCUAUAUAUUAAUAACAUGGACACCACUAGAAGGCGGCAAAGUUCGAGAGCUCAUAACUUUCAUUAUAAAUGAUGUUGUAAAACAUCGAGCAGUUUUGCUGGGAAAUGCUGAGCAGCCUAUAACGAAGAAGAAAAAUCUGUGGGAUACUAUUAAAAGAAGAAUUCCUGCACAACAAUCACGAAAAAGAGUGCCAGUCAUUAAAAGUAUUAAUAAAACUUUUCAGAUGUCUGAACAAACAGAGGAAAAUAGAAGCCCUCUUCAGUCCUGUGAGAAUCUGGAAGUGAGCUCAAACAGAAUUUCACCUAAUGGAAAUUCCUUAGUCAUUUCAGAACAUAAGCUUUCUAUUUCCCCUAUUAAUCCCAUCAAUCAGAAAAACCAAUAUAUCAUUUAUACUCCCCUAUCAACUACGUAUUCUGUUCCAGAAGCACCAGCAUGUCAUAAGCCAUUAAACAACAUAACAGAAACCCCUACUGUUACAACUCUAUAUGACAAUGUUUUGGCAAAAAAGAAAGUACACCAAGAUAAUGUUAUUAACUCAGCAGAAAUAAAUUCUGUCUGUGCACCAGAACAAUUGAAUAUAUCUUUGAAUUGUAGGAAGAUUUUAAGUCCUGAUUCUUUUAUAAACAAUAGUUAUGAAGUUACGGAAGAACUUGAUGCAGCUACAGCAAUGCCUAUUCUUUCACCUAAUCAGUUUUUAAGAGAGAAUCAAAUAGUUACUCAGCCAAACCCAGAAUGCAAACCAGUGUCCUUUACUUCAGAUGUGAAAUCAUGUAUAUCAACAGCAAAAUUUUCAAAACAGAAAGAAAAGAUACAAGUUGUUUCAUUUUUUAUGGAACCUCAGCUUUCCACCAAAGCUCCCAAAGACACAAAUGAAAGAAAUCCUACGACUUGUUCUUAUAAGAUUGAACAAAAUGUCAGAUCCAAAACAAAGCAUUGUAUGGACAUUAUCCCUAGAGAUGCAAAAUCCCUGGACAGAUUGCCAAGACUUCCAGUUAUUGAAAGUGUUUCAGAUGAAGCUAAACGUAUCAAAGAUAGAGCCAAUUUCAUUUAUUUGGAAUCAUCUUCUAAUAAUCGUAAAAGAAAAAGUGGAGAAUAUUUAGAGGACGUUAAGAAUGAAAGAGAAGAAUAUGCAGAAAAUUUAGGAAGAAAAAGAACUCUGAAGUCCUGUGACGGAAAUGGAAGCAAGAGCGAUUUGAAAUUCUCAGUUUCCAAAUCUCGGAAUGGAGAUAAGCAAAAGACGAGAAAUGGUUCUGCAUCUCAAAAAUCUAAGAAUUUUAAAAGAACAAAAAAUAUUGUUCCUGUUGCACAGUCUCAGCUGACUUUUGUGAAGCCUUUAAAAACAGUUAAUACAGCAUGUCUCAUCCUGGGAACAGAGACUUAUAAAUCCAGUGUUCCUAAAGCACCAACAAAAGAAGAAGCAUCAUUAAGAGCAUAUACAACUCGAUGCAAAUUAAACAAACUUCGUAGGUCAGCUUGCCGUUUGUUUACCUGCGAUGAAAUAGUGAAAGCAAUAAAAAGGCUGGAGAUUGAGAUUGAAGCAAAACGCUUGCUAGUUCGAAAAGACAGACACCUUUGGAAGGAUAUUGGAGAACGACAGAAAAUCCUCAGCUGGAUUUUAUGUUACAAUCCACUAUGGUUGCGCAUAGGCCUAGAAACAAUCUUUGGUGAACUGAUUGCUUUGGAAAGUAACAGUGAUGUGAUGAGUUUAGCAGUAUUUAUACUUAAUCGCUUGUUGUGGAACCCAGAUAUUGCAGCUGAAUACAGACACCCAACUGUGCCUCACCUUUAUCGAGACGGUCAUGAAGAGGCAUUGUCCAAAUUUACACUGAAAAAACUUCUACUACUGGUUUGCUUCCUUGAUCGUGCCAAAGUGUCUCGAAUUAUUGAACACGACCCUUGCUUAUUCUUCAAAAAUGCAGAAUUUAAGUCUAGUAAAGAAAUAUUACUAGCAUUUUCCCGGGACUUUUUAAGUGGAGAAGGUGAUCUUUCACGUCACCUUGGCUUCUUGGGUUUCCCUGUUAAUCACGUACAGACUCCGCUUGAUGAAUUUGACUUUGCAGUUACAAAUUUAGCUACAGACUUACAGUGUGGCAUUCGUCUUGUGAGAACUUUAGAACUGCUGUCAUCAGAGUGGACUCUUUCCAAAAAAUUAAGAGUGCCUGCAAUCAGCAGACUUCAGAAGAUGCAUAAUGUUAAACUUGCUUUUGAGGUAUUGAAUGAUCAUGGAAUUCAGUUGAAAGAUGAACAUGGUUCAACCAUUGACACAAAGGAUAUUGUAGAUCGACAUAGAGAGAAAACAUUUGCUUUGUUAUGGAAAAUAGUGUUCGCUUUUCAGGUGAAUAUUUCUCUUGACGUGGAUCAGCUAAAAGCAGAAAUUGCUUUCUUAAAAAACAUGCAAGUUACAAAAUUAAAAAGACCUGAUGUGGAAUCUGUCAGCAAGAUGGGAAAUGACAUCAGCAGGUCUUAUUCAUAUGACAGCUAUGGUGACAAUGUAAAACUGCUGAUGGACUGGGUGAAUGUUGUCUGUGGAUUUUACAACAUUAAGGUGGAAAAUUUCACAGUGUCCUUUUCAGAUGGAAGAGUAUUAUGUUAUUUGAUUCAUCAUUAUCACCCAUGUUAUGUGCCUUUGGAGGCUGUAUGUAAACGCACUACUCAAACAGUAGAAUGUACCAGAAAUGGCACUCUUGGGCUGAAUUCCUCUUCUGAGUCUGAUGCUUCUCUAAAUCUAAUAAAUGAAAUUUUUGAUCAAAGUGAUACUUCAGUGCUUUAUAAAGAACUUCUUGACAAUGAAAAGAGGAAUUUUCAACUGAUCAAUGCUGCAGUUUCUGAUCUGGGAGGUAUUCCAGCUAUGAUUCAGCAUUCAGACAUGUCUAAUACAAUACCUGAUGAGAAGGUAGUCAUUACUUAUGUGUCAUUUCUGUGUUCAAGACUUAUAAGUCUUUCUAAAGAGAUUCGAGCAGCUCUGUUGAUUCAAUCUGCUUGGAGAAAAUACAGAUUGAAAAUAAAACUUGCUGAGGUAUUCAGUUGCUUUCUAUUUUCUUUAUUGUUACUCAGACUACUGCUAUUGGAAGAAAAGAGGAUUCAAACAUCUAAUGCAGUAGUUGUAAUUCAAAAGCACUGGAGAAGAUAUUUGGCUGUACUGGAACUUCAGAAAUUAAAAAAAGCAAUGCAAGAAGAAACUGAAAGAAUUGCAAUGCAGGUUUCACUGGAAGAAUAUUUGUUGGUCUUCAUACUUUAUUUAAAAAAAAAAACACUGAACAAGCAAAUGCAUAACUUGUGUUCUCUUCUUGUUAUUCAGAGAUGGCAAGAGGCUGUAAUUGUCCUUCAAGCUUGGUACAGAAUGAAGAGAGAGAGGCGGCGGUUUUUAAAGAUGUCUGGAGCUGCAUCCGUCAUUCAAAUACACUAUCGUGCACAUAGAGAACAAACCUUUCAGAGACAGAAGUUUUUGCAAAUCCAAAAGGCAACUUUGUGUUUGCAAGCAAGCUACAGGGGUUUUAAAAUUCGAAGAAUGCUAAGACACCAACACAUGGCUGCUACAAAAAUCCAGGCUAUGUACAGGGCUCAUGCUGCUAGAAUGAAAUAUCAAAGUUUGAUUCAAGCGUCCAUCGUGAUUCAGAGAUGGUACAGGACUUCUAAAAGUGGAUCCAAAAUAAGAAAAAAAUUUCAGAAAACAAAGGCAGCUGUGAUUUCCUUACAGGCAUUUUUGCGUGGUUGGCAAGUGAGAAAAUGGCUUCAGAGGCAACAUGUUGCUGCAAUUACUAUACAAUCUGCCUACAGAAAGUAUAAAGCUAUGAAAAGAUUCAGAAUGGUGAAACGUGCUGCUCUUACUAUACAGCAGCAUUAUCGGGCUCACAUUUCAAGUAAAAAACAGCAACAGGAAUAUAUUGUUCUUCGCAACAGCACCGUAUUAUUCCAGGCAACUUGGAGAGGAACUAUUGUGAGGAGGCAAAUCGAAAGACAGCAUCAGGCUGCAGUGACUAUUCAGUCCUAUUAUAGGAUGCAUGAGAAUCAAGUUAAGUUUAAACAUCUCAGGGGUGCUGCAGUUACAAUUCAGAGAUGGUAUCGUGCUAUUAUGCAAGCCCAUAAUGCACAACAAAAAUAUCUUGCUUUAAAGGAAGCAGCUGUUAAAAUGCAGGCAAUUUACCGAGGUUUGAGAGAAAGGCGAAAAAUCCAGCACAUGAACCAAGCAGCUAUUUGUAUUCAAGCCAUGUUUAAAAUGCAUCGGAGUAAUGUUCAAUAUAGGGCCCUGAAAAGGUCAGCUACUAUAAUUCAAGCACGAUACAGAGCUUUCUGCAGAGGCCAGAAAGAUCGGAAAAAAUAUCUGGCACUUAGAAAGUCAUCUCUUAUUCUUCAAGCAGCCUACAGAGGCAUGAAAAUUAGACAGGAAUUGAGAAGUAGGCACCAGUGUGUGCUGGUUAUUCAGUCAUAUUAUCGAAUGUACAGAGAACGGAAAGCUUAUUUAAAGUUAGUUGCAGCAACAAAAGUGAUUCAGCGUUGGUAUCGUGCUUCCAGAGAUAAAAAUGCUCAGAUACAAAUGCUCAGAUACAAAUACAAAAUGAUGAAGAUUUCUGCUCUCCAAAUCCAGGCGGCUUUCCGAGGUAUGAAAAUUAGAGUCCUUUUUAAAAAGAUGCACAUGGCUGCUGUCAUCAUUCAAAGAAAUUUUAAAGCUUUUGGUCAGAGACGUAAAUUUAUUUUUCUUAAAUCAGCCGCUGUGACAAUUCAGAGAAGGUAUCGAGCAAAACGGCAACGCGAGAAGUUCCUUCAUUUACGUAGAGCCGUAAUAGUAAUACAGUCUACCAUCAGAGGCCUGCUUGUCAGGAGAUAUGUAAAGCAAAUGCAUCUGGCUGCUGCAGUUAUCCAGGCAACCUUUCGAAUGCACAUAGCCUACACUCAAUACAGAACUGUGAAGUCUGCUUGUGUUGUAAUACAGCAACAUUAUAGGGCAUACCGAAAAGCUAAGCAAGCCAGAGCUUUGUACUUAAAACAGCGUCGCUCUGCUUUAAUUCUUCAGGCAGCUUACAGAGGAAUGAAAGUGAGGCAUGUGUUAAAGGAAAAACACGAAGCUGCAGUAGUCAUACAAAGUAACUAUAGAAAAUACAGGCAAUGGAAGUCCUACAGAAAUAUUCAGUGGGCAGUCAGACUCAUCCAGGAGAGAGUCAGAGCCAACCAAGAGGGCAAAAUUGCAGUCCAGCAAUAUUCUUCCAUCAAGAAAGCUGCCAUCUGCAUUCAGAAAGCUUUUCGCAGGAUGAAGGCAAGAAACCAAAAAAGGCAGGAAGCUGCUAUCUUGCUUCAGCGGAACUUUAAAAUGCAAAGAGCACGUAAAAAUUACCUUACCUUAAAAGUGACUACUAUAUCUCUUCAGAGAAGGUAUCGAGCAAAACAGGAACGUGAGAAGUUGCUUUAUUUACGUAGAGCCGUAAUAGUAAUACAGUCUACCAUCAGAGGCCUGCUUGUCAGGAGAUACGUAAAGCAAAUGCAUCUGGCUGCUGCAGUUAUCCAGGCAACCUUUCGAAUGCACAUAGCCUACACUCAAUACAGAACUGUGAAGUCUGCUUGUGUUGUAAUACAGCAACAUUACAGGGCAUACCGAAAAGCUAAGCAAGCCAGAGCUUUGUACUUAAAACAGCGUCGCUCUGCUUUAAUUCUUCAAGCAGCUUACCGAGGAAUGAAAGUGAGGCAUGUGCUAAAGAGAAAACACGAAGCUGCAGUAGUCAUACAAAGUAACUAUAGAAAACACAGGCAAUGGAAGUCCUACAGAAAUAUUCAGUGGGCAGUUAGACUCAUCCAGGAGAGAGUCAGAGCCAACCAAGAGGGCAAAAUUGCAGUCCAGCAAUAUUCUUCCAUCAAGAAAGCUGCCAUCUGCAUUCAGAAAGCUUUUCGCAGGAUGGAGGCAAGAAACCAAAAAAGGCAGGAAGCUGCUAUCUUGCUUCAGCGGAACUUUAAAAUGCAAAGAGCACGUAAAAAUUACCUUACCUUAAAAGCGGCUGCUAUAUCUCUUCAGAGAAGGUACCGAGCAAAACAGCAACGCGAGAAGUUCCUUCAUUUACGUAGAGCCGUAAUAGUAAUACAGUCUACCAUCAGAGGCCUGCUUGUCAGGAGAUACGUAAAGCAGAUGCAUCUGGCUGCUGCAGUUAUCCAGGCAACCUUUCGGAUGCACAUAGCCUACACUCCAUACAGAACUGUGAAGUCUGCUUGUGUUGUAAUACAGCAAUAUUACAGGGCAUACCGAAAAGGCAAGCAAGCCAGAGCUUUGUACUUGAAACAGCGUCGCUCUGCUUUAAUUCUUCAGGCAGUUUACAGAGGAAUGAAAGUGAGGCAUGUGCUAAAGAGAAAACACGAAGCUGCAGUAGUCAUACAAAGUAACUAUAGAAAACACAGGCAAUGGAAGUCCUACAGAAAUAUUCAGUGGGCAGUUAGACUCAUCCAGGAGAGAGUCAGAGCCAACCAAGAGGGCAAAAUUGCAGUCCAGCAAUAUUCUUCCAUCAAGAAAGCUGCCAUCUGCAUUCAGAAAGCUUUUCGCAGGAUGGAGGCAAGAAACCAAAAAAGGCAGGAAGCUGCUAUCUUGCUUCAGCGGAACUUUAAAAUGCAAAGAGCACGUAAAAAUUACCUUACCUUAAAAGCGGCUGCUAUAUCUCUUCAGAGAAGGUAUAGGGCAUUGUUUGUGAUGAGAAGACAAGCUAAAGAAUAUGCUUCUGUUCGUGCAAAAAUUAUUUGUGUGCAGUCUUUCUAUAGAGGUUUUAAAAUACGGAAAGAAGUCAAACGCCAGCAUUUAGCAGCAACAGUGAUUCAGGCAACAUUUAGAAUGUAUAAAGUUAAAUUAGCUUACCAGAAACUGAGAUAUGCUACUGUUACCGUGCAGAAGUACUAUCGAUCACAUCUAAAGGAAAAACAUCAAAAUACACGUCAGACAAUUCAGAAAUCUAUAACAAAUCAGGUCACUUGCAGAGGAACAAAAAUACAGCCAGAACUGGACACCAUGCAUGUUUCGGCAACUAUCAUCCAAUCUUUUUAUCGGAUGUAUGUACAGCGAAAGCAUUACAAAUUGAUAUGUUGGGCUGUGAUAAUUAUUCAAUCUGCCUAUCGUGGAAUGGUAGCACGCAAGAUAGCAAAGAAAAUGCAUGCAGCAAGAAACAGACAGUUGUGUCCUACAGCUGUGAAUUGUAGAAUUGAAGCUAUUGAAUCAAAGAGUCAGUGCCAGACAAAUGAAGCCACAGAACAAUACCAGAAAUAUUGGAAAGCUGCAGUUUUGAUACAACAACGUUACCGAUUUUACCUGACUACGAAACAUCUUUCAAUGGUUUAUUUACUAACACAUAAGAGAAUAAUUCUUUUGCAAGCUACAGUGAGAGGUUUCAUUGAACGACAAAGGUUUUCCAGAAUGAAAAGAAGUACAAUAAAAAUACAGAGAUGGUAUCGAGGAAACUGGCAGAGGAGGAAAUACCUGCAAUAUCGUAAGAAAAUUAUUAUAAUACAAAGAAUAGUGAGGAGAUGGAUUAGCCGCAGAACUAUAAAUACAGUUGGAAUUCCAAAAAACACAAACCCCCAAAUUGUUAGCACUGGAGUAACUAAAUUUCAGGCACUGUGGAGAGGAUAUUCUUGGAGAAAGAAGACUGAUACUCCAGAAACCAGAUCUCUGCGAGAUAGUUUGAUCAUUGCCAAUAAAGAAAGUAAAGAAGAGAAGAAGCUGUGUAAUAGAACUUCAGUUGCUAUUGAUUAUCUUCUUAGAUAUAAACAUUUUUCUUACAUUCUGACAGCUCUAAAGGAUCUGGAGGUUGUAACUAGAUUGUCUCCUGUUUGCUGUGAAAAUAUGGCCCAAAGUAAAGCAGUCUGCACUAUUUUUACUUUGAUACGGAGCUGCAAUAGAAGUGUCCCUAGCAUGGAUGUUAUUAAAUAUUCUGUCCAAGUCUUGCUUAAUUUAUCAAAGUAUGAAAGGACUACUGAUGCUGUUUAUUCGGUGGAAAAUUCAGUAGGAACAUUGUUGGAUUUACUUCAGAUGUACCGGGAAAAAGCUGGGGACAAAACUUCAGAAAAAAGUGGUAGUAUUUUUACCAAGACAUGUUGCUUAUUUGCUCAUCUCUCAAAGGACGCAAGAAGAGCUUCUGAGAUUCGAAACAAUCAUAAAGUAGUUGCUAGCCUUCGGAGAUUAUUUAAACUUACAGCUCGUAAACAUCAAAUGGAUGGCCAAAGAAUGCUUGCCAAACAAAAAUUAGAUGCAUACAUAAAUGGACAGAGCUCCAUUCCUGUAAAAGUAAAAAUAAUUUCAAGGCAGAGGCCAGAUUGGGAUUUAAGGAAAGACAAUAUAAGAGAGAUUGUUGAUCCAUUGGAAGCCAUUGAGAUGGUAAUGAACACACUUGGAAUUUCUUGCAAUUAAAACAUGAAAGAGUUUAUAAUUAUGACAGUUUCAGAAAAAAAUGGACUGGACUUCUUGUAUCUAUGUACACGUUAUGCAGCUGUUUUAUAAAGCUUGUUUAUCACUGUUGGAACUCAACUGUCAGUUAAACUAAACUUCUUAUUGAUAUUUAUCUGAUGAAUUAAUAAAAUCUCAAAUGUUACUUUUAUAUAAUUUAGAGCUACUGUGUACAAUAUAAUAAGAUUAUUUUAUACAAUUAAACUGAAAAACUAAGGUUGUUAGUUAAUGUAUUGUGUAUAUCUUUUGCUUUAGAGAGAAAUUUGAAACAAAUACAGCUUAAUAGCAUAAAAUCAGCAUGUAAAACUUGUUUAAGGCUGAGCGUUGUUCUAUGGGAAAUUGCAUUCUAAAGGACUGAACAGGAUUAUUGAAAGACAACACCAGAAAAUAAUAUUUUAAGCUAACUUAAAAAGUUCUCAUAGAAUUACUUCCCUUAUAUUGAAUAUUUUUUCCUUGUGACACAUUAAAAAUAUUUUUUUACAUUUUGUUUUUACUUAAUAAAAUUAUUUUCUGGUUUACGAAUGGAAAGUAGCUUUUCUUUUUGAUCCCGACAAUGGACAAAUGGAUGCAAAAGUU